Ornithodoros turicata is the source of this 596-nucleotide messenger RNA. Its product is annotated as CDGSH iron-sulfur domain-containing protein 3, mitochondrial-like. The coding region runs from base 78 to 527 and encodes 149 amino acids. The transcript is spliced from 3 exons. Lineage: Eukaryota; Metazoa; Arthropoda; Arachnida; Ixodida; Argasidae. Gene Ontology annotation, cellular component: mitochondrion. The record is from RefSeq and is a predicted model, not a curated record. Gene Ontology annotation, molecular function: 2 iron, 2 sulfur cluster binding.
AUACAAGCUGCAAGCCAAGCGAAGUCGUAGUCGAUCAAGGCGAUCUUCUGCUCGGAACGCAACUUGAGGAGUGAAACAUGACUUUAUGUGCAAGGGAAGCGUCAAGGUGCCUCUUUGGUAAAUACACACUACUCAUAACGCCCCUAUCAUGUGCAAGGUCCUACAGUUCCAGUCACACUAAACCGAGGAUACCCGAACUCGAAGAGAGGCCAGAGAAACAGCAUCAUCGCUCUUACACACAGCCAGGAACUGGGAGAAUUUAUGACAAGAAGCCAUUUAAGUUUCAGUUGAAACAGGGCCGUGUUUACAACUGGUGUUCAUGUGGUUUCAGUCACAUGCAGCCCUUUUGCGAUGGCAGUCAUGCCAACCCACACCUCAAGAUUACCAUGCGGCCUCUACGAAUUGUCGCCACAGAAACCCGAGAGUACUGGUUCUGCAAUUGCAAGCAGUCAAGUCACAGGCCUUUUUGUGAUGGAACUCAUAAAUCAGAAGCUGUCCAGUCAGCGGUGUCUGUAAUCAAGAACUGAUAUGCAACAGCAGUUACAGGCUUACUUGUAGUGCUGUUGCCUAGGAUCAAAAUAAAACUAGACAUGUGA